Diaporthe batatas is the source of this 3537-nucleotide messenger RNA. RefSeq lists its product as uncharacterized. The coding region runs from base 427 to 3537 and encodes 1036 amino acids. Lineage: Eukaryota; Fungi; Ascomycota; Sordariomycetes; Diaporthales; Diaporthaceae. The transcript is spliced from 5 exons. Gene Ontology annotation, molecular function: DNA binding; zinc ion binding; DNA-binding transcription factor activity, RNA polymerase II-specific. The record is from RefSeq and is a predicted model, not a curated record. Gene Ontology annotation, biological process: regulation of DNA-templated transcription; DNA-templated transcription.
AAAAAUCCCGACUUUUGAAACGUUCGAUCUGCCCAGCUGUCUACCGGGGCGCCGCCUACAGCACUGCCCUUGUCCUGUGCCCAGCGCGACCAGUGCCAGACAAUUAAUUGCAUGCGCCUGGCCGCCAGCUUGCGCCCGCUGCCGGUUCCGAGGGUCGACGUGCCACAGUACACAGUACUGCUCUACCUGGGUACGCUGCCCCCAAAAACGACCUGCCCGGUGCGCCCGACCGCCCACCCGACAGUGUUGGAACCAUCCCGCCCGACUCAAUUCUGCCCACUCCCAGCCUGCCAUUGUCCCGACCGGAGACACACCUUGUCGCGCCUGAGAAUGGACCUUGGCCAACGAACUGUCUGACCCGGCUCCCUCACCUUGAACGCGCCGUCGUCGUUGCCGUGAGACGUAGUCCCGACGACGCCCUGGAACAUGGACCAGCCUUCCCUCGAGCUGCAGCAGCAGCAGACGCAGCAGCAGACGCAGCAGCAGACGCAGACGCAGACGCAGACGCAGACGCAGGCCGACAAUCACCACCAACAGCAAUCGCAACCACAGCCCCAGUCCCAGCCCCAGUCCCAGGAUCAGUCACCACCUGCGAACCAAGACGGACGAAGCAGCAGCGGUGCCACGCCGACAGCAUCCGCAGGAGGAGGACCAGGAGCAGCAGCAGCAGGAGGAGGAGGGAAGGGCAGUGCCGCGGCUGCGGCCGCCGCGAAUGCUCUGAGCUUCAGGAGACCUGUCAUGCGUACGUCAACCCCAUCGUCGACAGACAUCCCCUGGGCCAAGCUACCCAGGGCCCCGGGCAGCCGAGGUCCAGAUCCCCGGCCUGAGACAGCUUCGCGAUGGAAUGCCCGUGACUUGGCUGACACACCCUCGUUGAACAGGAGGAAAGUUCGCUGCGAUGCCGCCUCUCUGGGCGUACCCUGCACCAACUGCGUCGCCUUCCAGAUCGAGUGCAAGAUUCCCACGCCCAAGAGGAAAAAGACCCAGACCGCCUCCACCACUAGGGACUCGGAUAGUGAACGAGGCGAUGGCCCAGAGGAACAGUCUCCACGCCCUGGCACAGGAACGGCCACGUUCAACACCAGGCCACCCGCCGUAUAUCACACUUCAGAAGGUACACCAACGACCACCAUGACGGCGGCACAGACCCACAAGGAGGAGAUCGACAACAAUACUUAUGUAAACCUAGUCAUGAAACCAAAGUUCAUCCGUGCCCCCAUCACCGAAGCCGGCCGUGUUGCCUACCUGGGAGAGUCCUCCAACCUGACCUUGCUUGUCAACGACCGGCAAGGAGCCGCGGAUGUCGUCCAUUACCCCCUGCCCGAGAACGUCCGAGGCUCCAGGGCGAGGCUGACCGAGCUGGACAACGUCGAGAUCGAUAUACUUCACCAACGUGGUGCAUUCUUGCUCCCUCCCCGCUCCCUCUGCGACGAGCUGAUCGACUCGUAUUUCAAAUGGAUACACCCCAUCGUGCCUGUCAUCAACCGCACCAGGUUCAUGAGACAGUACGGGGACCCCAAGAACCCACCCUCGCUGUUGCUCCUCCAGGCCAUCCUGCUUGCCGGAUCCCGUGUCUGCAACAACCCGCAGCUCAUGGACGCAAAUGGGUCCACAACCCCUGCUGCACUGACCUUCUACAAGAGGGCCAAGGCACUCUAUGACGCCAGUUAUGAAGAUGACAGGAUGACUAUAGUCCAAUCGUUGCUGCUGAUGGGUUGGUACUGGGAAGGCCCCGAGGAUGUCACCAAGAACGUCUUUUACUGGAGCCGCGUCGCCACAAUCGUGGCACAGGGGUCCGGCAUGCACCGCAGUGUUGAGGGUUCCCAGCUCAGCCGGGCUGACAAGAGACUCUGGAAGAGGAUCUGGUGGACACUCUUCACCCGAGAUAGAUCCGUCGCUGUGGCCCUCGGGCGACCCGUUCACAUCAACCUGGACGACUCAGACGUGGAAAUGCUGACAGAGGACGAUUUUAUCGAGGACGAAGACGGCCGCCCGAGCGAGUAUCCCCCGGAUCCGAUCCACGUCCAUUUCUUCCUACAGUAUGUCAAGCUCUGCGAGAUCAUGGGGCUUGUGCUAUCACAGCAGUACUCGGUGGCGGCGAAGGGACGUCAACGAAACCCCAUCGAUCUCACCCACAGCGACAUGGCGCUGGCCGAUUGGCUCCAAAACUGCCCAAAGGUGGUUUACUGGGAAAUGCCGCGACACCACUUCUGGUCUGCCUUGCUACAUUCGAAUUAUUAUACGACGCUCUGUUUGCUACAUAGGGCACAUAUGCCCCCGGGCGGGGGCUCCUCGCGGUUUCCGGAAGAUGCGGCAUAUCCGUCCAGGAAUAUCGCUUUCCAGGCGGCGGCCAUGAUCACGUCGAUCAUAGAAAAUCUUUCGGCUCAUGACGAGCUUCGUUACUGCCCGGCGUUUAUCGUUUACAGUUUGUUCUCGGCUCUCAUCAUGCAUGUGUACCAGAUGCGGUCACCUAUCCCCUCGAUUCAGCAGGUCACUCAGGACCGGAUCAGGACGUGCAUGGUGGCCCUGAAGGAUGUCUCGCGGGUGUGGUUGGUUGGGAAAAUGGUGUCGACGCUUUUUGAAGCCAUUCUUGGGAAUAGGACCCUUGAGGAGAGGCUCCAGAAGGCCGCUGGAAAGCGACAUAGCAAGUUUCAGAGGAGCAUGCAGCAACUGGAGCAACACGCUCAAGAUCAGCAGCAACAUCACCAACAACAAAUGAGGGAGUCGGCAAAGCGCAAGUACGACGACAUGGCCAUAGACUUCAGCGUCUCCACGCCAACACCUCAGGAGUCAUAUGAGCGCUCCAGGCCUCAGACACCAAGUCAAACCACAAAGAACGAGCACAGCCACCCGAUGGGACCUCCCCAGAUCACAUCCCCUGGCGGCACCAGGCAGAACAACAUGGACGCGUUCAUGGGCGGAACGGCUUCACGGCCACAGACCAGACCUGCGACUCCGUUCAACCCAUCCUUUUCUGUGCCGACUACCCCUCCAGACCUCUAUCUUGUGACGCGAAACUCCCCGAAUCUGUCGCAAGCCGUAUGGGAGAACUUCCAGCCAGACCAGCUGUUUCCUGAGAGUGCAAGCAUGCCUCUCUUCCCACACCUUUCUCCGACCCAGACACAUCAGAACCUCGACCCCAACUUGAUGGCACCACAGAUGCAACAGGGCAGACAGGGGCAGCAAGCCGCCCCCCUGCAAUUUGGCGGCCACCAACAGCAGCAUGGCAUGCUCAACAGCACGAGCAAGGGCAACAGCCCCGUGCAGCAGCACAACUCAAGCUUCCUGCAGCCCGGCCUCGCUGGGUUUCCUGGCCAGCAGGGUGGGUCUGGCCAACAACAACAGAACCAAAAUGCUAUGUGGAAUACUGGAUUCGACUCGGCCCUGCCAGACGGCCAGAGCCCGGAUAGCUGGAGCACAGGGAGCGCCCAGGGAGCACCGGUGCCAAGUACACUAAACGUUGAAGACUGGCUUCAAUUUUUUGGCAUCAAUGGCGAUCAAGUAAGCCAGCUCAAUCUUGACAUGCCGUCGAUGUGA